Molecule: messenger RNA, 237 nt
Organism: Strongylus vulgaris
Lineage: Eukaryota; Metazoa; Nematoda; Chromadorea; Rhabditida; Strongylidae
Source: the annotation of a GenBank genome assembly
AUGCCUAUCUACCUUACUAUUCUGGGAGGUCCGCCCUGGGGUAUGCGGCUUGGCAAUGACCAGGAACUUCGGCCCAUUAUUGCUAGAACGCUAUCGAACGGUAGAGCAGCAAAGGAAGGCGUAAAACCAGGAGAUGUAUUGCAAUCAGUAAAUAAUAUCCCCGUAUUCACUUGCAAACAGGCUCAUGCACUCAUCCAAAAAUCGCAUGGAAAGCUGAGGCUUGGGAUUGCCAAGUAA